CCAGCGGCAUUACGCCUAAGCGACCCCGAUAUCCCAUAAUUUCCCCAAGCCGACACAUGUUUCCCGUCAAAGCUUCUCUACCGUUCUUCUGAUUUUAUUAUUCAAAACUGGUCGUUUUUCUUCAUUCUUUACAGAAAUAAUAAGGUCUCUGUUAGCCACUGGUUGCCAUGAGUACGUCAUCCAAGCCAUCAAGUGACAAAAAGGACAACCACCAAAAAUCCAAGUCACCCGAUCGUGAUAGAAACCGAGCAAAACUUGAAAGUCGUUAUGAGACCAACAAAAAUGACCCACACUCUGUGAGAUGCAGGAUAUUCAUUGGAAACCUGGCCACUGACAAAAUAGCACGACAAGACCUGGAAGAAAUUUUCUCCCGCCAUGGAAAAGUGUUAGGUUGCUCUCUUCAUGCAAACUUUGGUUUUGUUCAGUUUGAAACAGAGAAAGGGGCUGAUGAGGCUGUCGCCAAAGAACAUGGAAGGAUAAUUAAUGGAAAGAAAAUUGACGUUCGGAUUGUAAAUUCCCGUGCAGAUGUUAAUCUGGUUGGAGAGCGAAAAAGACGUAGUGGGCCUCCUGAUAGGCACACUCCCCCUGACAGAAAUGGUCCUCCGGAUAGGCACGGACCCCCUGAUAGACAUGGUAUGGAUCAUGGGCGUGGUCGAGGCAGGGGCAGGGACCGCCUCUCACCCCCACCCCACAGAGACAGGGGAAGACCUGGCUAUGAUGACCGCCCACCCAGGUUUGAUCACCCGCAUGAACGCUACGGUAGACCUCUGUCACCGCCAAGAAGAGGUGACCCCUACCUGGACCACUAUGAUCGCCCCCUAGAUCCCUAUCCACCACGCGAAAGGUAUAGAGAUGAGCCGCCACCAAGAGAUGCAUAUGGCAGACAUGACUUGCCUCCCCCGCGAGACCCCUAUGACAGAGAAAGAAGAGACCCCUACGAAAGGGAUCCAUACUAUGAUCACCGGGAUGACCCUCGAGAUGACCCCAGGCGGGAUGAUCCCUAUCGGCGCUAUGAUGACUACCCCAGGGACUACCCCCCGGAUGACUAUCGUCCACCCCUAAAGAAAAUGCGCCCCGAGGUUGAAGAACCCUUCCCCCCGCCUAAGCCUAUAACUGCCCCUACCGAUUGUGUGGUUAUUGUGCUAAACAGAAUGCAGAUGAGAUAUGCAGAGAUUGUAGAGAGGAAGUUCCGUGAUUCAGGUCUUGUGACGGACAUGCAGCUACUCGGCUCCGCCUCCAUGACGGAGCUUCUGGAUACAAUCUCUCGCCAUGGCGGUCUCUAUGCCAUUGUCGUCACCAGCCAGCACGAGAUGCACCGCUCUGUCACUGUGAACAUCUUACACGGCACACCGCAAGAGCACAGAAAUAUGCCACUUGAGGAUGCUUUACGGCUUGUCAGCCAGAAUUUCGAUCAGUACAUGCAAGAUCUUCGCAAACGUGCCGAGGAGUUAGAUCGCGAGAAAGAGAAAGAAAAAGAAAAGGAGCUUGAAAGAGAGCGUGAGCUUGAGCGAAAGCAUGACUUAGGGCCUGAGAGAGGGAGAGAGCGCGAGAGGAGUCGUGAGCGUGAGAGAGAUCGUAGGGGGUCGUAUGGGUCUUCUGACAAGCCUCGUAGUAGCGAUGACACCACUUCUCUGCUGAGCAAGGCAGCAUCUGGCCAAGAUCUUUCUGCAGAUGAUUUGUCUAAGCUGAUUGCGUCUUUGUCCAAGAAGCAACAAGAGAUUGCGGGUCAAUCUGGAUCCUCUGCCUCAGGAAGUUCAAGUCAGCCCUCUUCGGAUGCUCAGUCAAUUGCUAAACAGCAAGCCGACCUGCAGGCCAAGAUUCUUAGUAUUUUAAACCCUGGAACUUUGUCUAAAGUUGCCGCUGUUACAUCUCAAACAGCUUCUGCUGCUUCCUCUCUAACUGCCGCUGCACCGAAACCUGCAGCAUAUCCACCAUCCCAAGGAGCAAAUAUUUCUUCAGCUGGCAUUUCAAAGCCUGUAAAACCACUGUUUCCUGCAGCAAAAGCGUUAGAUCUUGCAGCCCAGGCUUCUCAGGCCAUAAAGGCCAUCUCAACUGCAGCUGCAACACAAGCAGCAGCAGGAAGUCUGUACAGAAACUCCGUUCUCUCUAGCUAUGGUUCGGCAGCACCAAGCUACGGAACUGUACCUGCCUCGUAUGCAUCUGCAACAGGGAGUUACACCGCAUCAGCAUAUACUGUCGGACAGACAGCAGCAUCAGUAGCGUCGGCUCCAGUGGGACAGUACCCUCCCCAACAGCAAGCCUAUGGGGCUCCCCCUGCCAGUGUCGCUGCUCCAAAAGCUUAUCCUCCCCCUGCUGCUGCUGCUGCACCCCAAGGAUAUCCACCAUCAUCCGCCCCCACUGGGUACCAAGCAAGGGGGCCAGCUCCGCCCGGUGCCAAGCCUAGAGUCGCCGCACCAUAUGGUGCAGUUCCGAGGCCUGGGGCCCCUGCUGCCACUGCGCCUCCAGGAGCGCCAGUGGGAAGAGGCAUCCUUGGUGCUAUACCCGGACAGAGAGGUCCAGCCCCGGUUCAUGGUGGCCUUGCUGGCAGAGGAGCCAUGAGGGGAGUUCCUGUAGCACGUGGAGCUCCACCCCCUGGCGGAAGAGCAGCCCCGGGAGGCCCACCCCUGAGAGGAGGAAUGGCGCCCCGAGGAGCGGUGCCACGUGGAAUGGCGCCUAGGGGAAAUCCCAGACUACCAAUGAACCCGCAGGCUGGUAUCCCACGAUCCCAGUUCCGUGGCGCUAGGGGGUCACCUAUUGGCACUGUACAAGGCAUGCGGGGGAGAGCAAGACCUUAUUAACUGUUAUUUGACUUGAGCCAUCGACCUUUGGUGAGACCUUUGACUAAACGGAAACUCUAAAUUGUUUCAUGAAGAGCAAGACCUUAUUUACUGUAACUAGGCUUUAGCCAUCGACCUUUGGUGAGACCUUUAACGAAAAUAAACCCCGGUGGAUUGUUUCAUGAAUAGCAAGAGCUUCUUUACUCUAACUAGACUUGAGCCAUCAACCUUUGGUGAGACCUUUAACGAAACUGAAACUCUUAAUUGCUUCAUGAAGAGCAAGACCUUAUUUACUGUAGCUAGACUUGAGCCAUUUACCUUUGAUGAUACCUAUAACGAGAGCAGGCGUAUACAAUUUACUUUGGUUUGACUCUUAACCAUUUUCACUCGGGUAUGUUCAAGUACAAUCAUAGUUUAGCUGAAGCAGUUGUCAAAGUGUUUCUCUCUAGUAAGAGCUCUGUAUGUACCAAUGGACGGCUUUAGUCUUCUGGCGUGAUCCGACGUAACCCAUUUUAAGAGAUUUAUCUGCUAACUUUUCAUAAAAAUUUUAGACAGGAUUCCAACUCCAACAACUGUAAUUAAAUGAUUUGGUAUCUUUUAUUUAGUUUCUAGUUAGCAACUUGCCUAGUCCAGUAGUUUUAAUAGCAUGCUUUAGUUUAUUCGGUUCAUUAAACGAGUUAUGAACUA
Molecule: messenger RNA, 3464 nt
Organism: Nematostella vectensis (starlet sea anemone)
Lineage: Eukaryota; Metazoa; Cnidaria; Anthozoa; Actiniaria; Edwardsiidae
Product: nuclear receptor coactivator 5
Exons: 6
Coding region: 168-2798 (876 amino acids)
Molecular function (GO): RNA binding
Source: RefSeq, a predicted model, not a curated record